This is a messenger RNA of Pisolithus orientalis, 1370 nucleotides long. RefSeq names its product 3-ketoacyl-CoA thiolase. Gene Ontology annotation, cellular component: peroxisome. NCBI's taxonomy places the organism in Eukaryota, Fungi, Basidiomycota, Agaricomycetes, Boletales, Pisolithaceae. The coding region runs from base 36 to 1295 and encodes 419 amino acids. Gene Ontology annotation, biological process: phenylacetate catabolic process; fatty acid beta-oxidation. The record is from RefSeq and is a predicted model, not a curated record. Gene Ontology annotation, molecular function: acetyl-CoA C-acyltransferase activity. The transcript is spliced from 10 exons.
CUACGGCGUCAGUCUUGCCUCUUGUCUACUUCGUCAUGCUUCCCGCUCCCCCGCUUCGCCUUGGCCUCGCUUCACUGACCAUGCGCAACAUGUCUACGCGAGCUGCCAAUGGGCUGCCCGCGAUUCUCGAGAAACAUCCCGACGAUGUUGUCAUAACGUUUGCGAAGCGUACGGCGAUGGGGAGGGCGAAGAAAGGCCAGUUCAAAGAUGUUCCCGUGGACGAAAUGAUGCAGGCCAUGUUCAAGGCCGCGCUCGAGAAGACUAAGUUGGAUCCCAGUAAAAUAGACGACAUCUGCGUCGCUACAUGUCAUCCACCCUCCCCUGCCUAUGCAUCGAGAGCGGCUGCAUUAGCUGCCGGUAUACCACACCAUGUGCCCAUCACGGCUCUAAACAGAUUGUGCUCAUCUGGACUCAUGGCCAUUCGAUACAUUGCACAAGCUAUUCAGUCUCGCGAAAUAUCGCUCGGCUUUGCAGUCGGCGUUGAAAAUAUGACGCUGAAUCCUCGUCCCACCCCUUUGAUAUCUGAGGCAGUAGACAAGAAUCACCAAGCUCAUGAUUGCAUUCAGCCCAUGGGGUGGACCGCCGAGAUGGUCGCUCAGACGUACCGCGUUUCCCGAGAGAAACAGGACAUGUAUGCAUUGAUUUCGCACACGCGAGCUAGCCAGGCCCUUGCGAAUGGCAUAUUUUCCGAAGAAAUCUUACCAAUCGAGGUUCGGGGUAGCGUUAUCUCAGUCGACGAUACAAUUCGUCCUGGAGUGACGGUGGAAGGCCUGUCUGCUCUAAAGCCGGUCUUUCCCGACUGGGGCGAGGGGUCUACAACGGCUGGUAAUGCAAGCGGUAUUGGCGACGGGGCUGCAAUUUGCAUCCUUACCACAAGGGAGCGUGCACAACGAGAGGGAAUGGAUAUCGUCGGGAAAUGGGUUGGGAGCGCUGUUGUCGGUGUCGAACCGAGACACAUGGGUAUCGGCCCGAUAGUGGCUAUACCCAAAGUCUUGGCUCAGUUCGGUCUUUCCAAAGAGGAUAUCAACGUUUAUGAGAUCAACGAAGCAUUCGCGUCACAAUUUGCAUAUUGCGUAGAAGAACUCAACAUUCCUAUGGACAAGAUUAAUCCAAAUGGCGGUGCUAUUGCCCUGUCGCAUCCUCUCGGAAUGACGGGCGUGCGACAAGUAGUCACUGGCCUCGCAGAACUACGCAGGAGGCACGAAAAAGUAUUGUGUACAUCCAUGUGUGUAGGCAGCGGCAUGGGAGCCGCAGGGAUUUUUAUCAACGAGGCAUUGCCUUUAUCCAAACUUUAGUCGACACUCAUAUCCAUGUUCGUAUCGAUAUGUAACAUAAAACCAUAAAUUUCAUUCACCCUUUGAGAGCGGAAC